AUGGCGGAGGAGGGGGAGGCGGCGGCGGGCAGCUCCGCGCCGGUGCCCGUCGGGGUGCCGGUGCCGGUGCCGGUGCCGGCCGGGGUGCCGCGGGCGGGCGCGUGGGUGCGGCAGCUGUCGGCGCGGUUCGCGGGGCCGGCGCGGGAGGCGGCGGCGGGCUUGGCCGGGCUGGAGGCGGCGGGGCCGUGGCCGAGCGUGCCCGCCAUGCGCCGCCUCUUCGGGGACGCCGCGGAGCCCCCCGAGGAGCGGCCGGGCCGCCGGCGCCGCCGCAAGAAGGGCCCCCCCCGCGCCUCGCCGCCCCCCGCCGCCGCCUCGCCCUUCCCACCCGUGUCGCGCGUGGCCAAAGUGAGCCUGCCGCCCUUCGCGCCCAGGGGCGAGGCGCCCGCGUGGCGCUGGCCGGGGGACGCCCGGGCUCGGGAGCACCGCAAAGCCGUGUCCAACCCGGACAUCGCCGCCGACGCCGCCACGCUGCUGGCGGCCGAGCCGCCGAGGGGGCGCAAGAAAGGAGCCCGGGACGCGCCGGCGCCGGCGGGGCAGCGCCCCACGCUCAAGGACCUGACGGCCACGCUGCGCCGAGCCAAGUCCUUCACCUGCUCGGAGAAGCUGGGCCCGCCGCGGCGGCCGUUGGCGCCGAGCCGCGUGAAGCAGAGCUGCUCCGAGCUGCUCCUCGACGGCGCGGCGUCCGACGGCGACGUCGGCCUGAAGGGGGACGACGAGGACGGGCUGACGGUGGUCAUCCAGGACCAGUACAUCCAGGAAGCGCGGCAGGUGUUCGAGAAGAUCCGCCGGAUCGGCUCCCAGCACGACGACGGCUUUGCGGCGGAGGAGAAGGGCGGCGUGCAGGCGGCGGCGCCGCGGGACGCCGCCGCCGUCACCCAAGAGAAAGCAGAGACCGAAGGAAACCUCUCCGGCGGGAAGUCCGUGGAAGAGCUCUCGGGGCACGAGUCCAGCAUGACAGAUGAAGGCAUUGUAACGGAGCCGGAAACAGGGCCCGCCGGCGCUGCCUACCAGGACCUCGAUCUCAUGGUGGCGGCUUGGAAAUUGCCUGGCGUUGGCCAAGCGGAAAGCAGACCCCUCCGAGCCGGCAGCAAAGAGGGACCUCUCCCGGCGCACGCCGCCAGAAUGAAUCACGAGGGCCCCGCUGUUGACGAUGCCCUCGACGGCAAAGCCGUGGCCCAAGCAUCCUCGGAGGCCCCUUCCACCCCGAGCACCCUGCGGCGCCGAAGGAAGUUUCCCUCGGUGGGUAACAGCGGGUCCGAAUCCAGCAACGGGAGCAACGGGGAGUCCGGCAGCGACACCUACAGGUCCUUGAGUGACCCCAUGCCGCACCGCAGGUGCUCGAUCACGGAAGAGGCCAAGAGCUUCUCCAUGGACAGCAAUCUCCUGGGGUCCCUCAGCGCCAAGGCCGGCAUGCCGGAGGCCUCAGCCAUCGCUCGGUCGGAGUGCACGGGGAGCGCCGCCAGCGACCUGUCCGUGUGCAGCGACGGCAUCAAGGACUACAGCCGGGUCAUCCAGAACAUUGUGAGCCAGCCCGGCGCCAUGGACAAGGUGAUCGACGAGAAGGGGAACGGCAAGACCAUCAAGAAGAAGUCUUUCAGCGACCCCAGCCGCCGCGGGGACCUGGCCAGCGCUGGCUUUGAGGGCCCCGGCGAGCCCAUCAGUGAGCUGGACCAGACCAUCCCGCCUUCCAGCAGCGAGCCCAUCCUCUCCGAGCAGCGGGACGAGGCAAGGGAGCUGGAGGAGCUGGACCCGGAGGCCGGGAAGCUGCGCUCUCAGUCCGAACACGUCCUACCGGCACAGCCAGGAGCCGGCGCUGCAGGGGAGGCCGGCCAGGGCUACAGUUUUGACCCCAAGCUUGCGGAAGUCCUGUCCCCCCGGGUCCUCCGGCGCAGCUCCAAGAAGCGCAACAACCGGGUGACCCACCAGGAGAACAACCAGACGCCGUCCUCGAGCCCUGCUCCCGCUCCCGCCACCAUCAGCAGGUCCCGGCUGGCCUCCAAGCACGUCCGGCACACGAGCGAGCCUUCCACCUUCAUCCCCAUUUCGUCCCCGGACCCGCCUGCAACGCUCAGCCACAAUGUGCACAUCACCACGCCAGAGCCAUCCCGGCUCCCCGUCAAGGCCUACCCCAUGCUCCAAGCGCCAUCCUUGGAGGAUGUUACCAAGCAGUACAUGCUGAACCUCAACUCUGGGGACUCGACUUCUGCUAGCCCUGUGGAUAUGCCCAGAUCAUCGCCAGCAACGCCAACGACUUCGGAGCCCAAGCUGCUGCGAUGUCCGAAACAGCAGGAGGACCACGGCUCCGGUGGUGCCAGGACCAAGCCCCAAGUGGAUAUGAGGAAACAUGUCACCAUGACCCUCCUGGACACGGAGCAGUCCUACGUGGAAUCCCUCCGCACCCUGAUGCAGGGUUACAUGAAACCUUUGAAGCAACCAGAAAACUCCAUCCUCUGCGACCCCUCCCUGGUGGACGAGAUCUUCGACCAGAUCCCUGAGCUGCUGGAGCACCACGAGCAGUUCCUGGAGCAGAUCAGCGGAUGCGUGCAGAACUGGCACGAGAAGCAGAAAGUGGGAGACCUGCUGGUACAAUCUUUUUCCAAGGAUAUCCUGGUGACCAUUUAUUCGGCCUACAUCGACAACUUCCUCAAUGCCAAGGACGCUGUGAGGAUAGCCAAGGAAGCCAGGCCAGCAUUCAUGAAGUUCCUGGAUCAAAGCAUGAGAGAGAACAAGGAGAAGCAGGCAUUGUCCGACCUGAUGAUCAAGCCUGUGCAGCGGAUCCCGCGCUAUGAGCUGCUGGUUAAGGACCUCCUGAAGCACACGCCCGAGGACCACCCCGACUACCCCUUCCUAAUAGACGCCCAAAGGAACAUCAAGCAAGUGGCCGAGAGGAUCAACAAAGGCAUGAAGAGCGCCGAGGAAGUAGAGAGGAAUGCCAGAAUAGUACAAGAGAUCGAGUCCCACAUUGAAGGGAUGGAGGACCUUCAGGCCCCUCUGCGGAAGUUCCUGCGCCAGGAGAUGGUGAUAGAAAUGAAGGCGGUGGGUGGGAAGAAGGACCGCUCGCUCUUCCUCUUCACGGACCUGCUGGUUUGCACCACGCUGAAGCGCAAGUCGGGGUCCCUGCGGCGCAGCUCCAUGAGCCUCUACACGGCAGCCAGCGUCAUAGACACUGCCAGCAAGUACAAGCUGCUCUGGAAGCUGCCCCUGGAGGACGUGGACAUCGUGAAAGGGGCCUCCCAGUCCACCAACCGCGAGAACAUCCAGAAAACCAUCUGCCGCCUGGACGAGGACCUGAGCACGCUGGGCCAAGUCAGCAAGCUCUCCGAGACUCUCAGCUUCCCCCACCAGAGCCUGGACGACGUGAUCAAGGACCUGAUGGCUGCCAUCCACCGGGAGCUGGCCGAGAAGCAGUCCCUGUCUUUCAGCAUGUCCUUCCCACCCAACAAAGUAGAGCUCACCACCACCAAGGCUGACGGCACCGAGUCCUUUGUCUUCGAGUUCCCCAACCCCGAUGCUCGGCACAGCUUCGAACAGGCUUUUGAGGAUGCCAAGAAGAAGCUGGCUUCCAACAAAAACUGCCUGGACCCUGAGUUCCUGAAGGCAAUUCCCAUCAUGAAGACACGCAGUGGGAUGCAGUUCUCCUGCGCCUCCCCCAGCCACAGUGGCCCCGAGAGCGCCUUUGAGGUGUGGGUGUGCAACAGCGAUGGCUACGUGGGGCAGGUCUGCCUCCUCAGCAUCAAGAAGGAGCCCACAGUCGAGGCCUGCAUCGCCGUCUGCUCAGCCAGGAUCCUCUGCAUUGCCUCCGUGCCAGGCCUGAAGAGGAUAUACAGGGAUCGUCCUGAGUCACUGGUGAGCCCUUCCACCGAGCCGGCUCCUUCGGCGCUGGAUGAUGCGGGGCCCCAACAGUGCCUGCACAUCUCCAUCUCCGGCUCCUCCCUGGAGCUCUCAGAGCCUGUGGACAGCGCCAACCGGGAGCUGAUGCCUUUUGACAGCGAUGACACAGAUGAUGAGUCCUCACCCAGCCCCUCGGGCACCCUCCAGAGCCAGGCCAGCCACUCCACCAUCUCCUCCAGCUUCGGAAACGAAGAGAUGCCAAGCUCCAAAGACGUGACAGCCGAGACGACCAGCUCCGAAGAAGAGCAAGACCCUGGCUUCCUCCCCAUCUCCAGUGCUUUCAGUCAGACCAGGAACAGUGAGAGCCCCAUGGACGGCCGGGCCAUGCGGCGGUCGAGCCGAGGGUCUUUCACCAGGGGCAGCCUGGAGGACCUGCUGAGCACUGACCCCGAGGCCUAUCAGAGCUCCAUGUGGCUGGGCACGGAGGAUGGCUGCAUCCAUGUGUACCAGUCCUCAGACAACAUCCGCAACAGGAAGAACAGCAUGAAGAUGCAGCACUCGGCCUCCGUCAUGUGUAUCCUGUACCUCGAUAACCAGGUCUUUGUGUCGCUGGCAAACGGAGAGCUCAUUGUCUACCAGAGAGAAGCAGGGCGUUUCUGGGACCCCCAGAACUCCAAGUCCCUGUCCCUGGGCUCGCCCGGGAGCCCUGUCACUAAGAUGGUGUCGGUGGCUGGGAAGCUGUGGUGCGGCUGUCAGAACAGAGUCAUCAUCCUCAACACGGGCACACUUCUCCAGGAGCAUGCGUUCCACAUCGGUCAGGACAACAACCGCAGCGUGACUUGCAUGGUGAGCUCCAGCCCUGGGAUCUGGAUCGCACUCCAGAGCAGCGCCCAGGUGCGGCUUUACCACGCCACCAGCUACGAGCAACUGGCCGAAGUGGACAUCACGCCGCCUGUCCACAAGAUGCUGGCAGGCUCAGAUGCCAUCAUCCGGCAGCACAAGGCUGCCUGCUUGCGGAUCACAGCGCUCCUGGCCUGCAAGGACUUGCUGUGGAUUGGCACGAGCGCCGGAGUGGUGCUGACACUGUCCAUCACAGCCAACGCCUCCAUCUGGAAGAUGCCGCCAACGCUGGUGGGCUUGUCCCAGGGCCACACAGGCCACGUCCGCUUCCUCACCUCCAUCGAACUGCCGGACGGCUUUGACAUCCUCUUCCCUCUGCCAAGGGAUCCAGGUACUGAGAAGCCAAGUGAGGUGGAAAAGAGGGACUCGACAAGGCACCGGGCCUCUAACAUGGCCCUGUCCAAAUCCAAGAUGCUCGUGAUCAGCGGCGGGGACGGCUACGAGGACUUCCGGCUCACCAACAGCAGCGAGACCGUGGGGCGAGACGACAGCACGAACCACCUGCUUCUGUGGAGGGUCUGAUCAGCCCCUGCUGUGGAGGGAGGAGCGCCGGCUCCAGCCCUGCCGAUCACGGACACUGUCGUGGCCUCCCGGUCCCAUCGGCCCCUCGACCCCUCUCCCCACACAUGUUUCGUCACCUGCCUUGGAGGCUCCGGCCCGCAUGUGGGCCACGUGCCGCCCGGCGGAGAGGGCCAGCGGCAGCAGGGAGAGAGGAGCCCCAUCGCGAGGUACCGUGUACAGACCACAUUGCACAGCCUGCGCUUAACCCCGCCCGCGUGUAUAUGUAUCCGUGCCUGCGGGGAGAGCUGCACGGAGAGCCCGGGCUUCUGUGGCAUUGCCCCAAAGGGGCCGUGAGGAGGAGGCGGCGGCAGCCGUCUUAGGGAGAGAGCGGGGAAGGGAACCCGUCUUCUGUGCCAUAAACGAAGAGCACGGUGAGCGCCCGGCCACUGGCUAAGGACAAACGCAGGCCUCAGACCCGGGUACACCCCAUGGAGGGCAGCAGGCCACCCCUUUAUCCAUGCAUCUGGCCAAGAGCCCCUCUUGCACCUCCACCAAACUCGCUGCACAGCUGCAUCCACCUGAACCACUGCCCUGCCAGCUGCUCCAGCUGACCCUGCUCACUCACCGCCGGCACCCAGAGAACCCCGUCUCUGCAAUAUACAUAUAUACAUACAUAUAUAUAUAUAUAUAAAAAUAUCCUUAUUUAUUUUCAAUGGGGGGCAGAGCUGUUUUGCCCAGAGCUGGCGUGAGGCAGUCAGAUCCAACCCGCGAGUGAAGCCAAGAGAGCAGGAAAGAGGCUGCCAACAGCCCAGCCUGGCAUCAGUGCCCCAGCUCUGGAGGAACCUAGCUACAAAGGGGAAAGCUGUGGCAGCUGGGUCCCAUUCUCCCACAUCCAUGGGUCUCGUGGGGGAGCGCCUGGGCAUGUGGGGUGGCGUUGUGUGAGGGGUGCCAGGCCCCGUGUAGCAAUGGGAGGAGUGUCCAGGGGAAAUGAACCAUGUGCAAUACUUAGCUGAGACCCCAGCGGUGCCGCCUGGGGGAUAUCCCAGCUCCCCUCUCAGCAGGCGUGAGGAGCGAGGCAGGGCAAUCCAGGCAGGACUUGGCACGUGGCAGAGGGAAGUCGCAGUCCGGCCAGAGGGUGCAGGGGCUGAGAACAGCAAACCCGUGCUUUGUACAGUAUUUAUAGUGGCUUUCUUAAUGAGUUGCCUUUAUUUGUUUUGUUUUGUUUCUCUUCCAGCACUUAAUUUAUGCAUUCAGCUUCCAGGUCCCGGCCCCUGCAUGUCAGGCAAGGGGCAGAGAGGAGCAUGGGGUUGUGCCCAGUCGGUGAGAACUAGUGAGCUCGCUGGCAGCAUGUCCUCCCUGCACACCCAGGUACUUCGCAGGCAGGCUCACCCCGAAAUACCAGACAGGGCUGACAGGUGCAGAAGUGGGCAGUGACUGCAUGGGGCCCUGUUGGAGGCCCCUGGGCAGGGCUGGCCUUUCAAAAGCACCCCACGUGAUUAAAGUGCGUUGCAACGCCUCCUGGUUCUGCUGGGAAGUUGGGCGGUGAUGUGAAGGCUGCAAAGCCAGGAGGCAGCACAUAAGAAAGGACUUUUGAAAAUCACCUCCCACAGGGCCACUGAGCUACCCUGAGUCAUGGCCCUUUUGGCAAAGGACGCCUCGGCUGCCUAAAGUGUGACUCUGAGCUGCGAGGGGCCGGAGCUACGCGUUCUGGGUUUGCACAGGAAGUCCAUGGCCACAGCCAGCACCCCGGGGCACUCCCCCUGCACAAUAAACAAAUGAGAUGCUUUGAGCGUCUAAACACAUGUCCUGAAGUUUUUAAAGAUGCUGUGCGGUCAGAUGUGCCCACAGACACCCUCCCAGCCUGCCGCCUGACCCUUGCUUCUGAGAAUCAGGAUGCUGAUUUAGAUGUCAGGACUGACAAUACAGAUUUAGGCUCCAGUUCAUUGUUGUUUUAAUCUCAGCCCAUCUUUCCAAAGACUUUCCAAAGAAAACCUGAUGUGGGGUCUCCCAGGGAUGUGUACCAGGAGCUAGCUGAGCAUCAAAACAAUCUGCCUGAAGUCCGUCGCCCACUCCCAUAGCUCGCAUGAAUAGGGCUGACUGCAUGGAGGCCAAGGUUGUGAUGCCUGCAUCCUCCAGCUGUGGUUCUAGCUCUGUCUAGCACUUGAAAAAGUUUCUUCUACUCAGGUCACUUCAUUAAAUGCUUAUUAAAGCCCUUAUUAACAGAUUCUGGUUCCCAGCAACCAGGGCAAUAGACAGGAGAGUGUUUUUGAAGCACAGGGCCUUCUUUGCAGCUCUGAGACAGCUUCUUCCCAUCCCUGCCUCAGCAGCUCCCCAUUUUUUUUCCAGUUUCACCCACAAGCCCAUUGAUUCUCCUGCACCCAUUUUCCUUAGUUAAAUAUUUGGGGCUUCUUUAAAGGACCAGGGUGGGGGUCAGGACACCUGGGGUCUGUUUUCAGCUCUGCCCCUGGCCCCUGAGCGAGUAACUUCUCUCCUCUUUGUCCCUCCCCUUCCCUUGCCUCUUCGCCUGUCUUGUGUAGUGAGGCUGCCAGCUUGCGCAGGCAGGGAUUGUUGGCUGCUCUGUGUUUUUGCCUUGGCUCACUCAAGGUUAAUAGCAUAAUCCUGAGGCUACCAGUGAAAGUUUCUGCAUGUUGGAAAAAGGGGUCCUCUGAGUGAGAUGGUUCUUCUUUUAAGAAAGGCCUGACGAUAUUCCCACGUGUACAGGUCAGAUUUUCUUGUGUGUUGGGGUAGGAGUGAGGAAGGAUUGACGGGACCUUGUCCUGCGAGGAAGGAUUGAAGGGAUCUUGUCUUGCACCUUUUGAAGGGACUCCUGUAGGGUCUGUAGAAGCAGUGGGGUUUAACCAAGGGGCAAGUCCAGCGUCUGAGUGGAUGAUAUUCCCAGCCGUUAAUCUAACUUCCAUCCAGUCCAGUGGGAAGGCGGCUCUCACCGACGUCCAUACUCUUGGCUAUGGCCACCAGUGAGCAGAGGUCAGGAUCAGCACUGUGAUGGACCAGUGUGUGCCGGUGGUAGAGAUUGGAUGCUAAGUGCAAGAGCAGAGGGUUUGAUGCAGAAUUUCUGGGGCAGGAGGGACCAGCCGGCAGUGUAGACAGCAUCAAGCCAGUUGGCCUAGCCUCUAGCCAAAUACUGGGCCAGCACCAUCCCCACAAGCUUGGGGCCUCGCUAGGAGCCACCAGAGCCCUGACUCAGCAAAGCACUUCAACACACAUUUAAGAUGCUGUGAAGCCAACACGGCCUCAGCACAUACGUACAGUGGAGCAUGGACUUAGUCACGUGCUUUGAGGUGAGCAGGUAUGUGAGUGCUUUGCCCUUGAUGCCUGCAAGCAAGAUACCCUCCCCUGUCCCAAAUCAGCAGCAUGAGCUCCACUCUGAGCCCUGGCUGCUGGACACACAUGGGAUUGCAAGGCAGAUCCCAAGUAUCGAUUUCAUAGAUGUUAUAGACACCAGGGCUGGAAGGGACCUCACGAUAUCAUCAGGUUCAGCCCCCUGCCCAAGGGGCAGGAAGUCAGCUGGGGUCAGAUCACCCCAGCAAGAUAAGCAUCCAAAUGUAUAGCAUCCAAGAUAAGCAUCCAAAUAUAUAGUAUAGCGCCUUCAGCACCCAUGAUAUAGAGGCUUCCUGGGCUAAAGAAAUAGCAUACUGUGCAUGGCCAUCACAUACAGGGCACCAUGUGCCCCUGGGCCGGUCAUGAGUCCUGCUCACAUCCAAACCCAGAGGUCACCUGGGAAAGUCCACACCAAAUAGAGCAUGGGGCUGUAGCUCUUCUCAGGCAUGUGAAUUUUCCUCCCAGCCUCGUGCUGAACUCUCACGCGACCACCCAUAGUAUUUAACCUGUCCAGGACAUUGAUGCUUAUUCUCCUUCUCCACUUUGCAAGCAUACAAGGGCAUUGUGGCAGCAAGAUCUUAGUGGCCAUGUUAUCCAGUAUUGCUUGGCCCUGUCUAAUCCCCACCACUUACAGCAGUAUACCCCUGGGAACAACCAUUGGGGAUGACAGCCCAAGCACUGUCUUGCUUCCCAUUGCUGGAGGAUACAAGAGCUCAUGUCCAUCUUGCCAGCUUCCUCAGUGGGGAGGCAAUUGUGAUCUUCAGGGAUUAGACCGCAUGUAGUGCGUGUUUUAGCACUGUGUGUGCAGUAGGAGGGAACAAAGCAGGUUCUCAAGCUCAGUGUGGGGGUGGUAGGAAGGAGAAUAACAGGGGUGAUUGGCAUUGCCGAAGCAUGGCUGCUCUAGGGUGUGGGUAGGGUGAUCUGGGCUGGGAAAUGAAUGAGGCAGCGAGCUCACUUACCCAUCCUCUCAUUGAAGGCUCCACCAUCUCCUAGAUGCUCCAGACAAACGGAUGAGGCAUCUCUGUCCUCAGGAAGAGACAAACCUCACGCCCCUUAUCCAUGCAGACUCCCUGGAGCAUCCCGUAAAGGAGGUGGGACGGGCAUCAGGGUACCCCGAGUUGGCUGACCUUGCCACAGACAAGUUCCUUAAUAAGAGCGGGUUUCACUGAUGCAGGUGGGCAGUGAGCUGCAGGGGGUUCAAAGCCCCAGAGUGUUAAAUGGCAUGUUAGACAAGCUGCGGGGUAGAUGGCCAGGUAGAUGUUCAUAGCAAACAGUGUGAAAGUCCCUCCCUCUCCAGCUAUUUGCAGGGGGCUCCAGCUCUAUCCAGAGCCUGCUGGAGUCCAUGGGAGUCUCUCUUUUAACAGCCUCUGGAUCCGUCCCCAGCCUGGAGGCAGCCAAGUGGUCUGUACUCUCAGUGCACUAAGCAGCCCCUUUCCCAGGACCAGACCCCAGGUUCAGUGUGCCGUGCUUCCCCCAUGACAAUGAACAGCACCCGAUAGCCAGCACCUUGCUGCAGUUUGGGGUACGAUCUGUGGGGACAGAGGAGCAUCAGUGCUUAACCCGGAGCUGAAGACAUCUCCACAUAGAGCAGGUUGGCAUUUCAGACAGCUCCCACCCUCUCCUUCAGCUGCCUGUUUGCAAACGAAUCCUCAGCUGUCCAGGCCUAAGGCGGCGAUUCCCAGCCACCGUGCAGAGAGAUGCUUUUAAGGGCGAUGCACAAUAUUAGCGCUGUUAGGUGUGCAAAAGUCUACACGGGAUUCCCAGGAUAAACCCAGAGAUUUCAAAUAGGAAUCCAAAAUGUCCAAAUCAUUCUACCCUUUUGUGGGCUUCCUGAGCUCUUUGCAACAGGAGAAUGGCUGUAAUACAUUUUUCCGUAGUCAAAAAAUGAGUGAAAGCAAAGAGCUGGCAUUUUCGGAGGGGGGCCUUGAGUCUAACAAGGCUGCCUCCCAGCUGAAAAGGUUGAGACUCUCUGGCCUAAGGGGAUCGUAGUAAUCAUCCAGUCGGCUGUCCUGAACGCAUGUCUUUCACCUGCUGCUUUCUGGACUGUCCGCUCUUUCAGUAAAAUAUUCUGAUGAUUUUUAAACAGUCUAAUAGUUAAGACCUUAGGUUCAGAUAUUUGGGGAGGGUUGGAUGCUGACCUCCCAUUGUCUUCACAGAGGGAAAGAGUUAGGGGGGUCAUUAUCUGAAUAUACAUGAAUAUACAUGCUAUAUACAAGGAAUAUACAUGAAUAUCCAUGUUAAAGACAUAAGCUUUUAACAACCUUGGAUUAAGUUUAGAAAGCAGUCUCCAACGCCCCUGCCUGGGUGGACUUAUGCUGUUCCUUCAAGGUGAACUUCCAUGCACUGGCUCUCUCCUUGGCUUGCUCAGUGCAGGUGUCCAGCAUGGGUGGGUUGGGUUGUACUUCUCCCACCUUUCUGCUUGGUUUUCUUCAUUGCUGCAAUCUUUAGCUGGCCUGAAUGGUGAGGGUUGUCACUGGGGUUGGGAGCUCUUUCCCCACCACGGGCAGGACGUUCCUCAGAUCUGUGCAAGAGCCACUUCCCUGUUGUGCUCAGUUGUCACCUCCCCGCCGGGGUCGGACCCCGAGGCUCUCUGAGAUGAGCGGGGUGGGUAGGUCUGUAGAUCAGCCUGCAGCUGAGGACACGCCAAAGGAAAUAGUGACUGUUUCCGUUGCAUUUCAGCUUGCAAACAAAGCCGACCCUGAGAGACCCCACGUGGACAAUCUGUUGAGUCCCUCUGCUCCCCUCUACAAGGCAGGUAGAGAAGGAGCAAUACCACGCUCCAUUUUUCCUUGGCCAGGAGUGCCUCUGGGCUCCCGGCACGGGAUGCCGCCCUGUACAGUGCACACACACCGCCUACCACGGUGCCCAUCCCACUCACCCCCCGAGCAAGACCCACACGCGUGACCCCACCAGCUAAUCCCUGUGGCCUUCUUCGAGAUGCAUGCUGCUGCUACUCCGCGAGAGAGCACCGGGGAGGCCUGUCCUUUGCUCCUCAGAGCUGGGGGCAAUGGUCAGAGGCACCAGGCUUUACACAAGGAGAGUACCAGGAAGAUGUGUUUUCCCAUCCUGUUCACUCUCCCCCCCUCCUUUGCCUCUGUCCAGUUGGCUUCGUUUCCCCGAACGGUGAGGCACACCGCCGAGACGCACUGUAAAUAGUGGUAUAUAUUGCCUCCUCUGUACAUACCGUUCUCAAGUCUGAUUGUUGAUAUGAAUUUAAUGGCAUAUUUUUAUAUACUUGUUUAAGUUUCACGGGCCAGCCAAGGUGCCGACCGCAUUUAAGUUAUAACUACUACUGUGCAUUAAAGCUGAGAACAAAACCA
This is a messenger RNA of Alligator mississippiensis (American alligator), 11891 nucleotides long. It is a transcript of the gene ARHGEF17, whose product is annotated as Rho guanine nucleotide exchange factor 17. The transcript has 21 exons. Gene Ontology annotation, molecular function: guanyl-nucleotide exchange factor activity; protein binding. Lineage: Eukaryota; Metazoa; Chordata; Crocodylia; Alligatoridae. Bases 1 to 5253 code for a protein of 1750 amino acids. Gene Ontology annotation, biological process: actin cytoskeleton organization. The record is from RefSeq and is a predicted model, not a curated record.